Messenger RNA from Otolemur garnettii (small-eared galago), 804 nucleotides. RefSeq names its product surfeit 2 (gene SURF2). NCBI's taxonomy places the organism in Eukaryota, Metazoa, Chordata, Mammalia, Primates, Galagidae. Bases 12 to 767 code for a protein of 251 amino acids. The record is from RefSeq and is a predicted model, not a curated record. The transcript is spliced from 6 exons.
GCUAUCCGGCCAUGGUCGAACCCGAGGGCGACGUGCGGGCCUUCCUGCGCCAGCACCCGAGCCUGCGGCUGCAGCCGGGCGCCCGCAAGGUGAGGUGCUCGCUGACCGGCCACGAGCUGCCCUGCCGCCUGCCCGAGCUCCAGGUCUACACCCGCGGCAAGAAGUACCAGCGGCUAAUCCGCGCUUCCGCGGCCUUCGACUACGCCGAGUUUGAGCCGCACAUCGUGCCCAGCACCAAGAACCCGCACCAGUUGUUUUGCAAACUCACCCUGCGGCACAUCAAUAAGUCCCCCGAGCACGUGCUCAGGCAUACCCAGGGCCAGCGGUACCAGAAGGCGCUACGGAAAUAUGAAGAGUGUCAGAAGCAAGGGCUGGAGUUUGUCCCUGCCUGUCUGCUACACGGGAGGAAAAGGAGGGAAGACCAGAGGGACGGAGAAGGGAGGCUGCGCCCAAGAGAAGCCUUCUGGGAGCCCACAUCCAGUGAUGAUGGGGGUGCCCUGAGUGAUGACAGCAUGACAGACCUGUACCCACCUGAGCUGUUCACCAGGAAGGACCUGGGAGGGACUGAGAACAGGGAUGGCACUGACAUUUCAACAGAUGAAGAGGACGAGAAGCCUAGGCCCCCAUGUGAGAAGAGUGCUGGCACCCACAAGGAGAUGGAAGGGGCCCGGAAGCGUCGGAAGAAGCAGCCAGGCAACCUGAAAAAGAAGUUCAAGAGUCAUCACCGAAAACCUAAGAGCUUUGGCUCUUUUAAACCGUCAGGUUAAUAAAAGGUGCUGAGAGCCUCAGCCCCUCCUCCUCGGG